Chrysochloris asiatica (Cape golden mole) is the source of this 443-nucleotide messenger RNA. RefSeq names its product enhancer of rudimentary homolog. Lineage: Eukaryota; Metazoa; Chordata; Mammalia; Afrosoricida; Chrysochloridae. The coding region runs from base 20 to 355 and encodes 111 amino acids. The record is from RefSeq and is a predicted model, not a curated record. The transcript has a single exon.
UGCAGCGAAAGAGUUCGGCAUGAUGUCUCACACCAUUUUGUUAGCAGAGCCUACCAAGAGGCCAGAAGGAAGAACUUAUGCUGACUAUGAAUCUGUAAAUGAAUGCAUGGAAGGUGUUUGUAAAAUGUAUGAAGAACAUCUGAAGAGAAUGAAUCCCAACAGUUCCUCAAUCACAUAUGAUAUCAGUCAGGUGUUUGAUUUUACUGAUGAUCUGGCAGACUUCAGCUGUCUUGUUUACCAAACUGACACCCAGACAUACCAACCUUACAACAAAGAUUGGAUUAAGGAGAUGAUGUACAUGCUUCGUCAUUGGCACGCUCAACAGGCUGGGAAACAGUUGAGUUGGAGGCAUUAAGGGGCUGGGGGUGGGCUUGGAACACAGGUGUGUACAGUGUGUUGUAGCGGGAGUUUUGGAUUAUAGUAGUCCGGUUUCCAUUUUUUUA